Messenger RNA from Gracilinanus agilis (Agile Gracile Mouse Opossum), 388 nucleotides. RefSeq names its product solute carrier family 22 member 18-like. The annotation marks the transcript as partial. The record is from RefSeq and is a predicted model, not a curated record. NCBI's taxonomy places the organism in Eukaryota, Metazoa, Chordata, Mammalia, Didelphimorphia, Didelphidae. Gene Ontology annotation, molecular function: transmembrane transporter activity. The transcript has 2 exons.
CCUCAGUCCCCGCCCAGCCCAGCACCCCGGGCAGGCGGCCCACAGCCAACAGGACUUUGGCACCUGGGAGCCGGCGCAGCCGAGCAGGAGGCCCCGAGCCGUUCCCCCUGGGCCGGCCCUCAGCCUGUGCCAGGAUGCAGGAAGGCGCCCACCUCCGCGGGGGGAGGAAGAGCCCGGAUGGCCCCCAGCAGCCCCCGGAGCCCCCCGGCCGGCGCUUCGUCCUCCGCGUGACCUACGUGCUGGCGGCCACCGAGCUCACCUGCCUCUUCAUGCAGUUCUCCAUCAUGCCCUAUCUGGUAAAGAACCUGGGCCUGGACUCGGCGGGCUUCAGCUACCUCCAGACGGUCUUCGGGGUUCUCCAGCUGCUGGGGGGCCCCAUCUUUGGCAG